Xyrauchen texanus (razorback sucker) is the source of this 539-nucleotide messenger RNA. RefSeq names its product SH3 domain-binding glutamic acid-rich-like protein 3. Bases 143 to 418 code for a protein of 91 amino acids. Gene Ontology annotation, cellular component: cytoplasm. The transcript is spliced from 3 exons. The record is from RefSeq and is a predicted model, not a curated record. Lineage: Eukaryota; Metazoa; Chordata; Actinopteri; Cypriniformes; Catostomidae.
CCAUGUCAAAACUUGCUUACCUGGUCCUUGAGGUGGCUGAGUUGGCUAAAUACACUGUUGUGUUACACAUUCACACAACCUAUUAAAACCCUGAUCUACUUCAGUCUGCAAUUUUAAUCUCAACAAACUAGGAUUUUUGAAGAUGUCCAUCACAGUCUAUUACAGCAGUGUGAGUGGCUCCAGAGAGGUGAAGAGACAUCAGGCUGAGAUUUUCCAGUUCCUGGAUGCUAAGAAGAUCAAGUACUGUGUGGUGGACAUAACAGAAAGCACAAACAAGAAAGACGAAAUGCGGAAAAAAGUUGGAAACCCCUCAGCGAUGCCUCCGCAAGUCUUUAAUGGAGACAAAUACUGUGGGGACUAUCAGAAGUUUUUUGAUGCCGUGGAAGAUGAGAAACCAGAGGCAUUCUUCAAACUCUGAACUAUGGCUGAGCACCUUUAAUAAAUGCAUUUGUGUAUGAGAUUGAAGGUUUUAUAUGUCAAGAAACGAAAUAGUUUGCACAAUUAAAUGGAAAAAGAUUUUCUAUCAAGUGUACUUCUGU